This is a messenger RNA of Anoplophora glabripennis (Asian longhorned beetle), 1354 nucleotides long. It is a transcript of the gene Rpt3, whose product is annotated as 26S proteasome regulatory subunit 6B. The coding region runs from base 54 to 1283 and encodes 409 amino acids. The transcript is spliced from 5 exons. The record is from RefSeq and is a predicted model, not a curated record. Gene Ontology annotation, molecular function: proteasome-activating activity; ATP hydrolysis activity; ATP binding. Gene Ontology annotation, cellular component: proteasome regulatory particle, base subcomplex. Gene Ontology annotation, biological process: proteasome-mediated ubiquitin-dependent protein catabolic process. NCBI's taxonomy places the organism in Eukaryota, Metazoa, Arthropoda, Insecta, Coleoptera, Cerambycidae.
AUUAAAAACUAACCUAACCAAUAAACUACAAAAAAAAUUACAAGUCAUUAACAAUGGAGGCUAUGGAUGUUGUAGUGCCAGAAAAAGAAGAAGGUAGCCCUUCUGAUGCGAAGCAAACCUUGCAGGACUUAGACACAGAGGAUUUGUACACUAAGUACAAAAAACUACAGCAGAUGCUGGAAUUCUUAGAAGUUCAGGAGGAGUAUAUUAAAGAUGAACAGCGCAACUUGAAGAAAGAGUACCUACAUGCCCAAGAAGAAGUUAAAAGGAUACAAUCAGUUCCUCUAGUAAUAGGCCAGUUCUUAGAAGCUGUAGAUCAGAACACUGGAAUUGUUGGCUCUACAACAGGUUCAAAUUAUUAUGUUAGGAUACUUUCCACUAUUGACCGAGAAUUACUGAAGCCUUCAGCUAGCGUCGCAUUACACAAACAUAGUAAUGCUCUUGUCGAUGUACUGCCCCCAGAGGCCGACUCUUCCAUUAGCAUGCUGCAGGCUGAUGAGAAACCUGACGUACAAUACAGCGAUAUCGGAGGUAUGGACAUGCAGAAACAGGAAAUUAGGGAAGCAGUGGAAUUGCCUCUUACGCAUUUCGAGUUGUAUAAGCAAAUUGGUAUUGACCCUCCAAGAGGAGUCUUGAUGUAUGGUCCCCCUGGAUGCGGGAAGACUAUGCUUGCUAAGGCCGUCGCUCAUCAUACAACAGCUGCUUUUAUUCGUGUUGUUGGUUCUGAAUUUGUUCAGAAAUACUUGGGCGAGGGCCCUCGUAUGGUGAGAGAUGUGUUCCGUCUUGCCAAGGAAAACUCGCCAGCUAUUAUAUUCAUUGAUGAGAUUGAUGCGAUAGCCACAAAGAGGUUCGAUGCUCAAACUGGCGCCGAUCGUGAGGUACAGAGGAUUUUGCUCGAGCUGUUGAACCAGAUGGACGGUUUCGAUCAAACGACAAACGUUAAGGUUAUUAUGGCUACGAACCGGGCGGAUACAUUGGAUCCAGCUCUGCUUAGACCUGGACGUUUAGACAGGAAAAUUGAAUUUCCUUUGCCGGAUCGCAGACAGAAACGUUUGAUAUUCAGUACGAUUACCUCAAAAAUGAAUCUCUCGGAAGAGGUGGAUUUGGAAGACUACGUGGCGAGGCCGGACAGAAUCUCCGGCGCCGACAUCAACGCCAUCUGCCAAGAGGCGGGCAUGCACGCCGUCAGGGAGAACCGUUACAUCGUCCUGCCGAAAGACUUUGAGAAGGGGUACAAGAACAACAUUAAGAAAGACGAGAGCGAACAUGAAUUUUACAAAUAAGUUAUUUUUAAAUUGUAAUGUCCUUUUUAAUUUUUGUAGCUUAACACUCUAUAAAUAAUAAACUAAACUUA